Microtus ochrogaster (prairie vole) is the source of this 6415-nucleotide messenger RNA. It is a transcript of the gene Epb41, whose product is annotated as erythrocyte membrane protein band 4.1. Gene Ontology annotation, cellular component: cytoskeleton; plasma membrane. Gene Ontology annotation, biological process: cortical actin cytoskeleton organization; actomyosin structure organization. Gene Ontology annotation, molecular function: structural molecule activity; actin binding. The record is from RefSeq and is a predicted model, not a curated record. Bases 215 to 3184 code for a protein of 989 amino acids. NCBI's taxonomy places the organism in Eukaryota, Metazoa, Chordata, Mammalia, Rodentia, Cricetidae. The transcript is spliced from 22 exons.
CGAGGAAAGGCGGGAGGGCGCGCGCCGGGGCUGCCUGCUCGCUCUCUCCCUCGCUCGCUCGCUCGCUCCCUCCCUCGGCCGGCGGGUUUAGUCAGCCCGCCUGCAGCCGACGAGCCGCAGAGGGCCGGAGCCUCGGACGUCGCCGCCGCCGCCUCCUGCCAUUGUUCGUCGGGCUGAAGCUGCUGCUGGCGCGGCCGGGAGCCACUGGGACAUCAUGACAACAGAGAAGAGCUUGGUGGUUGAAGCUGAGGAUUCUCAGCACCAGCAACAGAAGGAAGAAGGUGAGGGAGCCACAAACUCAGGCCAACAAGAAACUCAGCUGGAAGAGGCUUCCCAACUGGCAGCUGAGGGCGCUAAUCAGUGUGAGCCGAAGCUGAGAGCGUCCAAUGGGGACACUCCGACACAUGAAGACUUGACCAAGAACAAGGAACGGACGUCAGAAGGCAGAGGCCUGUCACGACUGCUCUCCUCGUUGCUCAAAAGGCCCAAGUCUCAGGUUUCUGAAGAAGAAGGCAGAGAAGUAGAGUCAGAUAAAGAGAAAGGUGAAGGCGGUCUAAAGGAGAUAGACUUUGGAACCAGCCUUGAUGAAGACAUCAUUCUAAAGGCCCCUAUUGCAGCUCCUGAGCCUGAACUCAAAACAGACCCAUCUUUGGAUCUUCAUUCACUAAGCAGUAUAGAAACACAGCCAGCUCAGGAAGAACACAGAGAGGAUCCGGAGUCUGAAACGAGGGAAGAAGGGAUUGAAGAGUGCUCCAGGGCAGGCGUGAAGGAGGACCCCGAGUCAAAAGCGGAGAGAGAACCUGAGGCUUCGCUGAAGCCGGUCAGGAGGCACCGAGACAUGCACUGCAAGGUCUCUCUGUUGGACGACACAGUUUUUGAGUGUGUGGUGGAGAAACAUGCUAAGGGACAGGAUUUGCUUAAGCGAGUUUGUGAGCACCUCAAUCUGUUGGAGGAAGACUACUUUGGUUUAGCUAUUUGGGAUAGUGCAACCUCUAAGACAUGGCUGGAUUCUGCCAAAGAAAUAAAAAAACAGGUUCGAGGAGACAGAGUCUCUUCACUGAAGCUGUAUUAUUUAUGUCUUCAGCUUCGGCAGGACAUCAUUGCUGGACGGCUACCCUGUUCCUUUGCAACCUUAGCCCUCCUCGGCUCUUACACCAUCCAGUCUGAACUGGGAGACUAUGACCCGGAACUUCAUGGCGUGGAUUAUGUUAGUGAAUUUAAACUGGCUCCAAAUCAGACCAGGGAACUUGAAGAGAAGGUCAUGGAAUUGCAUAAAUCGUACAGGUCCAUGACUCCAGCUCAGGCUGACUUGGAGUUUCUUGAGAAUGCCAAAAAGUUAUCCAUGUAUGGAGUUGAUCUUCACAAAGCAAAGGACUUGGAGGGAGUGGAUAUCAUCCUAGGAGUCUGCUCUAGUGGCCUUUUGGUUUACAAAGAAAAGCUGAGAAUUAACCGCUUUCCUUGGCCCAAAGUGCUAAAAAUUUCUUACAAACGUAGCAGCUUCUUCAUCAAGAUCCGACCUGGAGAGCAAGAACAAUAUGAAAGUACCAUUGGCUUCAAGCUUCCCAGUUACCGAGCAGCUAAGAAAUUAUGGAAAGUCUGUGUGGAGCAUCACACGUUUUUCAGACUGACUUCUACAGACACCAUUCCCAAAAGUAAAUUUCUUGCCCUAGGAUCUAAAUUUCGAUACAGUGGCCGGACUCAGGCGCAGACCAGACAAGCCAGUGCUCUGAUUGACAGGCCCGCCCCGCACUUUGAGCGGACAGCAAGCAAACGGGCAUCCAGGAGCCUUGAUGGAGCAGCAGCUGCUGAACCCACAGACCGAAGUCCUCGGCCCACCUCUGCACCAGCCAUUGCUCAGAGUCAGGUCCCAGAAGGGCCAGGGGCACCUGUUAAAAAAACACAGAAGGAAGAUGCAAAGGUUGAAGUAAAAGGGGAAGAAGAACCACCUGAGCAAGCUGAGCCAGAGCCCACAGAAGCGUGGAAGGUGGAAAAAACCCACAUCGAGGUCACAGUACCUACCUCAAAUGGUGACCAAACACAGAAGCCUGCAGAAAAAGCUGAAGAUCUGAUAAGAAUGAGGAAGAAAAAGAGAGAGAGACUAGAUGGUGAAAACAUUUAUAUCAGACAUAGCAAUUUAAUGUUGGAGGAUUUAGACAAGAGUCAAGAAGAAAUCAAAAAGCAUCACGCCAGCAUCAGUGAGCUGAAAAAGAACUUCAUGGAAUCGGUACCCGAACCACGGCCUAGCGAGUGGGACAAGCGCUUAUCCACACACUCGCCCUUCCGAACUCUUAACAUCAACGGGCAAGUCCCUACUGGAGAUGGAAGUGUUAAUGACAUUCGCACAGAGGAGGUGGCUGUCGUGACAAAAGGGCCAUCCACCUACCCUGCCUCCGAACGGGAGAGCCCCAAGCAGUCAGUGGUCCCUAGUCAGAAUCUGAUGACCACCCCACCGGCGUCUCCUCAGAGCUAUGGUUCUGGCUCCCUCUCCAUAAACAGCAAGGAGGCGGAAGAGAAGGAGCAGGGGACAGCUGGCUAUCAUGAUGCUCAUGAGAUGCCAACAGGCCCAAGUGGGGAAUGUUUAGGAGUGGAGGAACAGCCCAAUUCCAUAAGUUUCCCAGUAACUCCAGCUUCCUGCCAGCUGCAGCGUGGUGGAAAAAAGUCAGAGAGUAGUGAAGAGCCAGUUGCACCAGCAGAGACCCUUGAGACCCAGAGCGGAUCCUCUCUUGACUCUCGCGUGGGUAACCAGGUCCCCACCCUCAUUCGAAGUUUCCAGCCUCCCCUGGUAAAGACUCAGACUGUCACCAUCUCAGACACUGCCAAUGCUGUGAAAAGUGAAAUCCCAACCAAAGAUGUUCCUAUUGUCCACACUGAGACCAAGACCAUCACCUACGAGGCUGCCCAGACCGAGGACAGCAAUGGGGACCUGGACCCUGGAAUCUUGCUGACAGCUCAGACCAUCACAUCUGAGACCACAAGCAGCACAACCACAACUCAGAUUACCAAGACUGUCAAAGGUGGAAUUUCUGAGACCCGGAUCGAGAAGAGAAUUGUGAUCACAGGAGAUGCUGAUGUUGACCACGAUCAGGUCCUUGUACAAGCCAUCAAGGAGGCCAAGGAACAGCACCCAGACAUGUCAGUGACCAAGGUGGUCGUCCACCAGGAGACCGAGAUCUCUGAGGAGUGAGCUCAGGGACUGUCCUGUCCCCUCCCCAUCCAAGAGAAGCCAGCAUAUCGUAAAGAAGCCAGCCUGCAACAGUCAGACUUUGAAGACUGUUCCACACCACAGAAAACCAACUUGAUUUUCUACUGGGAUUUAUACCGAGACUCUUCAGAUACCACAGCUGUUUUCUAUAUUGUGAUACAGAAAUUGUCAGCUUUUCAGUCUAUGAACUGUUUUUAAGACAUUUUGGGUUUUUUAUGGGGUGGUUGGUGACCCUUCAGCCUCUCCUCACUCAUUUCCAACUCAGACCCUGACAGGAUCCACAGACUUCCUGAGAACCCUCUAGAGACCCUGUCAGCCGUGAGGCCAGAGCCAGCUCAUGGGACCUCCUGCUCCUUCUGCAGCUUCCUAUCCUGGAUGACACAGAAACUUCAUGCACCAGUGAAUGUCAGGCAGGGCAGACGACCUGGUCACAGACGUCCCUUUGCAGGGUGUUUGGUGAGGCAGGGACCUCAUCUGAGCACCUGGUGUCACACACCCUACUUCUGUUGGGAGCUGUAGGUCAGAGACAUCAGUUGCUUCAGGUAGAACUAAUACUGUGAACAUUUGAAUGCAUCUGUGUGGCCUUCACCUCCCCAGCUGUCCUGUCCCUCGUCAGAAACAGCAGCUUCGCCAAGUGUUCCCCAGCUCCCAUCUCAGGAGACCAGAACUUACGGAAAAAUUAGGCACUCUUAGCCAAAAGUGCCGGUGGAACAUUUUUAGUUGUAGUUUGGGAAGGAAAAGUUAAUGAGGUUUUAAAAAUCAGGUCUUGCUGUUCAGGAGCGCGCUUCACCCAGGGGAGUGGCGCCCUUACCUUGGUUGGACCCCACGAAGAGUGCUCCCAGCCUCAGCCGGGCCACCCCCUCCAUGGUAAGGGAAUGUGGCUCAGGGAAGAGAGUGCGCUCUGUGCCUGAGGGUGCCCUCCAGGAGCAAGGGUAUUGCUUACCUCCUGGUGGUCAUCCCUGAGUGGGGUGGGUGUGAGCAACUCUGCUCAUCCCCCAAUGCUUGAGAUGUCUGUUGGGUUUUUUUUGGACUUUAUUUCAUUGUGGAUUUUGGAUUUGGUUUCCUUUUUCUUUUUUAAUAUUGGUUUUGAAAAGAGAGCCUGAUGUCCCCAAUUGGUGGUGAGAAUUUGUGGCCUUUUUUCCCCCCCUUUUCUCCAAACAGGGCCUCUGUAAUCCUCCAGCUUACUUCCUACAAACAGAUCUGCCUGGGAAGCUUCUUAGACUCCCAAUUCUAGGCUAGGAAUGAACUUCAUGAGGGUUGACAGCGGGUCUCUGGCAGCACUGGCUGAAGGACAGUGAGCCAGUGUAAAGAAGGGAGCCACAGAAGUCCCCGGCCUCCUGGCCGAGUGCUCUUUACACAGACUCAGCGACUUUGGACGGGUUUUGAGUGUGCAUUUUUCUUUGAGCUCCUGCGAGACUGUUAGCAACAGCAGCUUGCUCUCAGGAGGGAAAGCCUUGGGUUCUGCUCCCAGACACAAACCUGCAGACUGUGGUACGGGGCCUGGUGGGACUGAGCCAGAGGAGGCUGUGCUGGGAGUGAAGUUAGCAUGGACUCCAGCUCUGAGACCCAGGAGGAGGAAGAGAGGGGCCACGUGCCCACUGAGCACUGUGCUCUGGGCUAUCCUCAUCAGGACCUCAGACCUGGGUACCUGACCUCUGCUCCUCUCUGCUGCCUUUGUCUGGAAAUUGGACCAGAAUUCUGAUAUCCCUCCAGGACUCCGCCCCCUCCUUUGCCGGCUCUGGCAACAGAUCUUGGGAUAUAGUAAGUGUUUGGAUUUUUUUUUUUUCUUUCUGCAGUUGGUGUGAAGUACAGACUCUGUACAGGUAGAAGUAGUGAGGGGGAGGGGAAUCCCAUCUCCAGGGUCAAGGACUUGGCAGGAAUUUCCCCAAAGUGACUCAGGCAAGCACAGUUAACAAACCCAACUGCAGUUUUAUUUUUACUCCAGAAGUAAGCUUUCCUUCAGACCACAUGAGAUCUCUGCCACCCACCCACAAGGCGAGCCCUAUAUUCCUAAGCUGAGGGCCCAAGGAGGCUAACUCCAGGGACCCUCCCCCAGGCCAGCAGUAUAUUCUGGGGGAUGCUGAGCAGCUGGGGCCAGCGGGCUGCGGAGUUAUGGCCAAGCCAGCACCUCCAAUGCUGAUGGGAAAUACAAGCCCCAGGCUGGUUGUUUUUACAAAUCUCUCUCAAAUUAUUAUUAUUUUGAUGAAAAAAAUGAAGGAGCUUUGUAAAUUUUUCUAAAAAUUAUGAAUCAUAUCAAGUAGUUGUUUACAUUUGACAGAAUAGGAACGCCGGCAGUAGAGCCAAGUGGAAAACCCUAGGUGUGAGAGAGGCAGUAGUAGGCCUGCCGUCUGCACCUUUCAUAGCGACAGAUGUGGCUGAGUGUUUUAGCUAAGUGUUUGGUCUUGCUUCUUGUAUGGCAUUUUUCAAUAAACAUGACAAAAAAACUUUUCUGUGAGGACUGAUCCACUUUAAAAUUUCUAACAAAAGCAUGGAAAAAAUUAAACCUGGGAAGGGAAGCCACUGUAUGUGUGCUAAGCUGCCCACACUGGCCACAGUGCAGCUCCGGGCUGUGGAAGUAACUGCUGAGAACUAGCGGGUGCCUUCUGCCAACUGGGGGAGACUUUGCAGCAAGGGUCAGACGAAAGUGAGAUGGACCUGUCUCUGUGGGGAGCUGUCUGACCCCAGGAGCAGGGCACUGGCAGUAGUGAGCCCUGCUAGGAUAGCCCACCUGGCUGGAGGAAGAAUGGGCCUGAUGUGGCAGUUAGAGGUGCAGUCACGGCCCCAGAAAGCUGCAGGGGGUCUCUCUUCCACUUCAUCUCCCACCUUCCCCCUGGAGGUCCCACCUCCAUCACCACUGCCACCUUGGAGGGAGCCUGUCCCAGCCUGAGACAUCCCAACCUACCACUGUUGCCUUUGCCUAAGUACCCGCGCAUCUCUGGAUGCUCCUGGCCUAGCCUGCAGCCCCUCAGGUACCUGUCCCGGGGCUAAGGCCACAUGGGCUGAAGAAAUUCCUGAGGCUGAAUCAUGCUGGUGUCCACAUUAACACAUGCCCCUGAGGCUGGCCGGUGCAGCUGGCACUGCUCUCAACACAUGCAGGUCAGGAGGCUGAGCGGCUGCUGUCACCGCAGCAUCCAUCCUAAGCCUCAGAGGUGACUGAAGCAGCUAGUGGACACUAGACUUCUGGUGUCCUGGUCCCAUGGUCCACGCUGGUAG